AUGUCUUGUGGAUGUCAAACUAAUUUUGAUUCUUGUUCUUCAUUUACUCAAAAUGAAACUAACGACCUGUCAAUUGCUUGUUUAAUGCCUUCUACUGAUGUUGUUUUGGAGAAUAACACCUCAUCUAAAAAUUACUUUAGUACUGAAACAAAAACACCCUCAUUGUCUGUGUUUGAUAACUCAUCCUCUGUAAUUAAAAAGAGAGAAGAAAUGACAGGUAUAGAAAAAGGGACAAUACUUACUACUGACAAUAAAAAUCAAAGUAUUGUAACAAAUGGUUCAAAAGAGGUCAUGACAAAAGAAAACCAAAACUCAACUCAACAAUUAGAAAAAGAUAUUGUUUUGGAACAACAAACAGGAAUAUGUUCAACGUUUCACCCCAGUGUCUGUUGUGAGGAAUAUAGCUCGAAAGAAGAAAUUAAGAAAUCUGAAGAAAAAGAAAAGACUAAAAACCAAUCUCAAACAAGUUCAACUUCAAUUGAAGAAGAUAUCUCAACGGACAAAGAGGAUUUUGAAGAAGAUUUUAAAGAAUUAGCACAAUCAGAAGUACAUUUAUUUGAGCAAGCUUCAGCCAUAUUUUUAACAGCAUCUAAUAACAUUAAAUUAAAGAAAGAAAGUGGGAUUACUAAAGAUGAAUUAGAAGUGAUUAGACGUGCAUGUGAUGUUCUUGGAAGUGGGAUUGAGGAAUCAUCCAUAAAUCAAGAAGAGUUAGAUAAAAUCUUUUUACAGAGUGAUUCGACAAUAUCAAAUAGUAGCGAAGAUUACCAACACCACAACAAAAAUAAAGAAAAGAAACCGAAACAAAACCAAGGUUUAAAACGAGUUAAACGAGUUAUUAGUGUUCAUAGUACUCUUCAACAUCAUUGA
Molecule: messenger RNA, 867 nt
Organism: Entamoeba dispar SAW760
Lineage: Eukaryota; Evosea; Mastigamoebida; Endamoebidae
Exons: 1
Coding region: 1-867 (288 amino acids)
Source: RefSeq, a predicted model, not a curated record